AUGUCGAAAGUGACUAUUGAAAUACUUGUUAUGCUCAUUGUCAUUGGUUUAUGUGAUGAAACGGCUGGCAGUGAUGCAUUUCGAAUUUCUAUUCAUCGCAUUCAACGACCAUCGUCCACUAAAACAAAUUGUACAAUAUCACCGACAAAUAUGAUGACCUGUCAAAUAUUUUCGCGUAAAUUGGGCAAAAUUUUUCUGACAAAAUCUUCUAUUUAUGAAAAUCUCAUCAAUGAAGCUGAUAUCAAUGGAAUUGCAGUCCAAAACCAAACAUUUGCUGAAUGCACAUCUCUCAGAGGUAUGAAUGGCGAUGUUAAUGAUGGUAUUCUGGGUCUUGCCUAUCCAAAUUUGGCAAAAGGUGCCGAGAAACCACUUUUCUACAACAUGUGGUCUCAAGGUCUCAUUCCAGAAGCCAUUUUUACUUUCUAUUUAAAUCCUGAUACAAAUGCGGAAUCCGGUGGUGAACUUAUAUUCGGUAGUGCAGACUCAAGCAAAUACACUGGUUCUAUUACUUACAUUCCUGUCGCAAUAGAAGGAUAUUGGGAAUUCCUCAUGACUAGUGUAAGUAUCGGAUCAACUAUUUUAAGUUCAUCAGUGUAUGCUAUUGCUGACACCGGCACGACAUUCAUCAUUGGACCUACAAUUCAAGUUACUGCAUUGAAUGCUGCCCUAGGUGGUGCCUACGAUUCAACUAGUGGACUGGUAUGUCUUUUUCUUGCUAAUCUCUCUGAAAAUAAUAUCAUUUAA
Rotaria sp. Silwood1 is the source of this 744-nucleotide messenger RNA. The record is from the annotation of a GenBank genome assembly. NCBI's taxonomy places the organism in Eukaryota, Metazoa, Rotifera, Eurotatoria, Philodinida, Philodinidae.